AUGACUUCGAAUGAUAACAAUAACAAUGCACCUCCUGAUGAAGCACAUGAUGGAGAUGCUCCUCCAUUAGGUUUUGAAGAUGCUGUCGAACAACAACCAGAUUUAGAUGAAGAAAAUAGAAGACGUUUUCCACAAAUACCUCCAUUAGCAUUACAUCCUUGGGAAGGUAUUGAACAACAACCAAUAGGAGAUGAAGAUGAUGAUGCGGAUGAUGAACAAGGAAUGAAUGUUCUUGAAAAUCAUCUAAAUCAUGAACAAGAACAACUCAAUCGUUUGCAAGAACAAAUACGUAAUAUUCAACGACAUUUAUUACUCGAUUUAAAUAAUCGCGGUGAAGAUUUAGGAGACAUGGAUAAUGAUAAUGAUGAUGACGAUGAUGAGAAUGCAGAUUGGGAGGAUGCAGAAGUCGCAUCAUCUGGUGAGGAAAAUCAAGAUGGUACGAUAACGUAUGAUCGUCUCUUACCAACAACACAUUCAUAUAUGAAUGUUGAAAAUUUUCAAGAAUUUAGUGGUGUUUGUUUAUUAUCUGAUGACCGUCGUUGUCUUUUACAUAUUGUUGAAUUAGCAAAUAUGAUUUUAAUACCAAAUCAAACUGUUCCCUGGCAAGUUUUUAAUACACGUACAGCACGAAUGAUUAAAGAGGCUAAACAAGAAAAUCGUUUAUUUGGUGUUAUUGAUGCAUGUUCAUCAUUAAUAACAAAUGAUCCAAAAUAUGGUACAACAGCUGAAAUUGUUUCUUAUUAUGAAGAAUCCAAUGAUGAUUCAUUACAAUUAAAAAUUAUCGGUCGACAGCGUUUUAUUAUUGAUGAUCCAUCAACAAUGAAACGUGAUUUAAAUGGUAUGCUUCGUGCUUAUGUAAGAAUUUUACCUGAUAUGGAAUUAAAACGACCACCAUUACCAGUUAUAAGUCAAAAUUAUAUUCAUACAAUUAAUUUUGUAUUACAAUAUGAUUUAUGUUUACAACGACAAAAACGUUUUAAUCAAAAAUAUAUUAAUGAUGAUGAACAACCAACUAUUGGAUGUGGUCAAGCAUUAAUUAAUUUAAUUAAACGAAAACGAACAACAUCAUCAUCAUCAUCAACAGCUUCACAUGAUACAAAAAGUCUAGUACUUCCCAAUGUUUCAAAACAACAUUUAUUUCGUAUGCGUUCUCGUACAUGUCCUUGGUCUUUAACACCUUAUCCAUAUUGGGUUAUACGUCGAUAUGAUGAUAUAUAUAUUAUGUCAUUAAUUAAACUUGAAUUAAGUAAUACAAUGCUAGCUAAUGAUGAUGGUUCAUUACCUGUAACACCAGAUCAUUUUGCUGAUUGGUUAUUAAUUAAUAUUCCUUUUGAAAUUCAAACCAUACAAAAAAUUUUAUCAUUUCUUACAACUAUUCAAAGAUUACGUUUUGUUUUAUCUUGGCUUAGACGUUAUAAAAAAUUUGCUUGUCGUCAUUGUGCAGCAGAUAUUUGCGAAGAUCGUGAUAUAUUUUCAAUGUCUGCGACAGGAUUAAUGGCAGCAUAUGUGAAUCCUCAUGGACAAAUUCAUGAAACAUUAACUGUUCUUCAAGCAAAAAAUAUUCGUCUACUUGGUCCUGAAGUAGCUGAACAUUCAUGGUUUCCUGGAUAUAAGUGGACAAUAGUUCAAUGUCGUUUAUGUGGUAAUCAUCUUGGUUGGCGUUUUCGUAAUUCAUCACUUAAACCAUCAACCUUCUACGGUUUAACUCGUAAUGGAUUGAUUUUUGCUAAGAAUACGACAGGUAGUGAUGAAGAAGAAGAAAUAGAAGAGGAAAGACCAACACGACAUUCGACAGUUAGUGAAGAAGAACAUUGA
This is a messenger RNA of Rotaria sp. Silwood1, 1815 nucleotides long. Lineage: Eukaryota; Metazoa; Rotifera; Eurotatoria; Philodinida; Philodinidae. The record is from the annotation of a GenBank genome assembly.